AUGACAGCAUUGUUUUCUAUCGAUCAGGUAAAGUAUGAGUGUAGUUGCGGUGAAUGGGAAAGUUUGAAUCGCUUGUACUUUUGUCGACACUGUUCCAAUAUACGGUGUAUAUUAUGCGUAUGCCAAGAAAUGGACACGUCAUUCUGUCCAUCUUGUCUCGACAAUGUAUCGACUGGUGAAGCACGGCAAAAAAGGAAUCGGUGCUCGAACUGCUAUCAGUGUCCAAUUUGUGGAGUGAGUGCUGUCAUACGGGCAUCUAAUGAAACUUAUCACUUGUCAUGCAAUACGUGUCGUUGGACGACGACUGAUUCGGGUAUACCGGACUCCGCUUCAUCCACAACUUGGCCACAAUAUCAGCUUGAGGAUGAGUAUCUGUUGUCUGCAUUUCUAGAAAGAAUGAGAAAUUACGCUGCUAUCGAAAGAGCUGAUCGUGAACGACACAAAUAUUCUAAAAGAAGAUCAAAUCUUGGUACUGUUCUUUCGGAUCGUUUUGGCCUGCAGACAAUGUACAACCGCCGAAAGGCAGCGUUGGCUGAACGAACAGAAAAAAAACUUCCUACAUUAGAACCUACAGACGAUGUUCCAUCGUUGGAUGAUUAUAUUUUUAGUGAACAGGAAAUAGUAAUAGUGGUCAUGCAACAGUUGCUAAGGAAAUGCCAAAUUGCAACUUUGAUGCAAGAAGCAAAACAACCUCUUGCCAAUGGACGACCUCUGUUGCCGAUUAGAACUCCUCUUGUUGGACGCCAUUCAAUACGUUGCAAACAGUGCGACCACAGUUUAUGCAAGGGAGAAUAUAGUCCUACAUCGAUUAAAUUCAAGAUCCAGGUUUUGGCUGGAAAUCAUGUGCCGGAUAUUCGUCUGUCACGUCAAGCAGCUCUCAUCAGCAAUCAGUGGUGUCCACUUUUUCUUACUGUAUCCAAUUUCUCCGCAAGUCUUGCACGCAUUAUAAUUGUUCCAUAUACAAGUGAAGAUAAAUCGUAUGUUAAGUGCGACUCACCUGUCAUUGAACUCUCUCUACCAAACAGAGAUGAUGCGAUGGAAUGGGAUGAAACAUUUGAAAAGUCUGCUAACGAAAGUGAAGGUUUCAUUGUAUUCAGACGACGGCAUCGCAUUGGUAUAAGAUUUAAUGUUUAUGCAAGUGAAGGUGAAAAUAGAAAAUUGGCGUUGAUUGUGAAAUAUAAUAACUGUAGUAGCUCUUUCGAACAUGGUGGUAAUCAGACUUGGCUUCAGCAUAAGGUGUGUGUAUUCCUGGGUAUGGCUAAAGCCGCAGAAGGAUUUGAUACUGCUGUUCUGUGUAAACUAUUCUGUUUAGCAGGAAUCACUGCAGCGAUGGGAACAAAGACAGGUGAUGAGAAAUUUGGUCAUGCAUUGCAUGACGAUCUCACAUUGUCUGCUAUCUGUAAGAAAAUAAAACAAAAAGCGAGCGAGGGGAAUAGGCGGGUUCGUUUAAGUCGACGUGCGUGGAAGUACCGGAUUGAUGAUGAUGAAAGCGAAAAAGAAAUUUGCAUGCAACGCUGCGCAUAUGUUAGUCGUCGAACGCAGCUGGCGUGUAAAAAUUAUCGGCCAUCCUCAGAGUUGACAGUUGAAGGUUUCUGUGAAGUGCAUACUCGUUUCUUCCAACAAUUGGCACAGCAUGCUAUGGCAGAACAGCGUCGCAUUGAAAAAACUUUGCUCAAUAAAGCGAAAGAUGUAUCCACGACCACUGAUGAUGAAACGCUGAUGACAGUAGAAGAUUGGGCUUGUGCAGAACAAGAUCUGUUCAAUGAUCUUCUUUUGGAUGACGAUGAUGAAGAUCCUCUGAAGAAUGCUGAAGUUUGGACUGAUGAAGAAGUAGUUCGCUGUCAACUAAUUGCUCUCGAGCGGAAAUUAUCUGUUACUCGUGAUUUGCGGAAAUUGAUAGCCGAAAAAGUCCGUCGUCUCACUGUUUCGUACGCCAAGGCUUUGGGUGAUCAAAAGAAAGAGGAACCAAAAGUUGAAGAUAGUCACUUACGGGAGAUUCAGCUUGCUAAUAGGAGGUACCACUCGCAUCAUUCGGCAAAGGACCAAUAUAUGUUAAGAAGGCUGAAAGCAAGGCUUGAGUGGGAUGGUUCUGAAGAACACAAAUUAGAUUAUCUUAAAACAGAUGACAUAAAAUGUGCACAAUGUAUCUUCCUUAUUCCUGAAAACAGUCUUCCGUCAAAUGACAAAUAUUACGAAGCAGUCACUGCAACAAAUUCUGAAAUAAGCAAAGAGUCAAACGAAGUGAGUGUAGAGCACGAUUCUCACAUUAUUCGAAUUCUAUUAAGCAAAUUAUGUGAACAAAUCGAGCGAGUUUUGGAUUUUGGGAAAGACCUGAAAUGUAUUUCUCAUGAGAAUGAAAAUGAGCUAGGGAUAAAGAAAGUGCAUCAUUGUUCGAACUGGACACUUCCAAAAAUGAAUCACUGUGUUGCACACAUUUAUGAUGAUCAUCGACAACGUCUUUUUGCACCAUGUAGAGAAUGCGGCGCCCUUGGUUUAGAUUUUGGUGAUGGAUCAAACUUCUGCUUCAGGCAUAUUGCUAAAAAAAAUCAUACUUCAACUAAUACUAUGGAACAAUGGGAAACAAUUACUGUGCAGCAAGGAGUAGUUCCAAUGAAUAACACAUCGAAUAUUCGCAGCGCUCUGUCUGUUGAACAGAGUAAUAUCCACACUCAGAAUGAUGUGAAGUCUGAUUCAAAGCCGUUAACAGAUCCUUCUAUUGCUACUGAUGCUAGAGGAGAUACUGAUGAAGAAAAUAAGGACUUACCAAUAAAAUUCGUUGUUAUUGAUGAAAGAAGAGAAGAGAAAAGUGGGACUGAUGUAAAAAUAAAUAUACCAGCUAAAGGGAUCUGUUUAAGAAACUCUGGAGACGUAUUACUGCAGCAUGGUGUGUCAAUACACAGGUCAUGGCAUGAAGAAGACCUUUAUUCUUGUGCUCGAACUAGACCCUUUGUGACUGAGAAUUUUCCCAAAACCAAAAUAAGACGAACUCCUGGAACUCGAUAUUCACUGUCAGACGUCAGAGAUUAUUUAGGCGGUAAUAUAUUAAGCCCCUCCAUAUAUCGUUCACAAGAACAGCUUUCGAAAUCAAUGGUACAGGAUCUUUUGAAUGGUGGACCGACCAGAGCAGCAGCAUCAGCAUCACAGUUAAUUUCUAGAAGAAUUGCAGCCCCCACUGCUGCUACUUUUACUCCCAAGAUUGGAUUCAGAAGAACUUUUUAUAAUACAGCAGUUAAUAGAUCGACUAUUGAGGCGCCUGAAAUGAUAUCAUUGGGUUCAACAAGCAGUGCAUCUCUUGCAUCAGCAUCGAUGAAUUUAACAUUUGCGUCUUCAAGAUCUGCCUUACAAAAACCAAUCGUAUUGCGAAAUCGCACAGGAACAUCUCCUAUCCCUGGUCAGCCGGUACGCUUACCAUCACGCUAUAUUGCUACUGUAGGCGCUUCUCGUCCAUUACCGAACUGGCGCAACCGCAGUACCAUUUCUUUGGAUAGUAGAAUAAGACGGGCACCAACAAAUGUUGUUUUACCAAUGGAUUACUCUAACCGACCUGUGAAUGCAGCAACAUCCAGAAUUGGCCCCUAUUUCCGACAACAUGACGAACGACAAUUCAUCAGUGGAAAUGCACGCUCGAGGCUUAUUGCCAUUGAUUCUUUGUCUUAUACUGCUCCACGGGUUCAAUCGCGUUCUUCGUAUCCUCUUCCGACAUUUCGACAGGAGAUCUCGAGGCCGGUGGUUUGUCGACCCCGCAUAACAACUGAACCGAGGGCACCAUCAACAGCCGAGACUCUGGAAACAGCAGCAGCUGUAGCUAGUAUAGCUGCAGAUUUAGAAGCAUCUGAGGAUAAGGAAGAUGAAGUUAAUGAAAUAAUUGGUAAGUCUGAAUCAUCUACUUGGCAGACCGCUGAAGAAUCACCAAUCAGUCAGAAAUUGCGUUCUGAACAACAUUUAACAACUGGAUCAGUUGAUAAAAAUGGAAAAAGGGAUGUACUAAAUGCAUCGGGAACCAACAGUAAACGCUCAGCUGCCUUGCUUUCGAGGCAGUCGAGUAGUGAAAGUACGGAAGAUGGAUUAGCGGUGCUUGCAAUGGCUGCUGCUUCACGAGCUUUCGAUUCUGAACAGUCAUCACCGCCUUCCAAAAAAUCCAAGUGA
Brugia malayi is the source of this 4146-nucleotide messenger RNA. RefSeq lists its product as uncharacterized. Lineage: Eukaryota; Metazoa; Nematoda; Chromadorea; Rhabditida; Onchocercidae. Bases 1 to 4146 code for a protein of 1381 amino acids. The record is from RefSeq and is a predicted model, not a curated record. The transcript has 31 exons. Gene Ontology annotation, cellular component: NSL complex; dynactin complex.